CCAGGUGCUAAAAAUGAGCGAAGCGCCCCCAGAGAGGUCCGACUCAGAGGAAACCCUGGGCGAUGAAGAAGCGGAUGAUUUUCUGGACUAUUUGCCUGACAGGCCAGAGGAGGGCAGCGAGCUAUCUGCAGAGGAUCGUCUUCCUUCAAUUCUGCGAGGGAUUUUGGAGGAUGUGGACGACGUCUCUUCGGAUUCCCAAGGUUCCUUGAAACCAGCAGAGGAGAAGCGGUUUCCGCGCGAUUUAGAAGUUCUGGUCGACGGGUCGGAUGGUGCAAAGUCGCCGAUGACGCCCAAGAGUCAGUGGACGGUGCUGCAGCGUGCGAAGGGCGCAGUGCGGAGGAAGAAGAAAUCCGAAGCGGCGCUACUUCGAUCGCCUUCCAGAUUGUCGGAGAUCAGCACUGGGAGUUUCAUCUUCGAAGACGAUGUCAUCUCCUCGCAUUCUGAACAAGUCACAUGUGGGAAGUGCAGGUGCGAAGUAAGCGCAGCGUGCCAAUGUUGUUGUCUCUAUUUGGCAACCUUCCUGAUUGUUGUGGGGAUUGGCUUCGUUGCCUUGGGCUUGUCGUUGCCGCAGCUUUCCCUUGGCGCUUUCGGACUCUUGAAACAGGUCGAUGUGCCCCAAGGGGUGUCCGACGCCUUUUUCCAGAAGGCUUGGAUGCAGAUGUUGGAUCUCCAAAGUUUCAGCACACCUUUGAUCCCAACAGGCAAUGAGUCCGAGAACGCGUACCAAUGGCAUAGCCUGGAAGUGAUCUGGCAGAUGGGGCCAUCCCUCAACGAGCGAGAAAAGGGCUUUCGCCCCAGCGUGGUGAGCGACACCUACCUCUCCGAAGUGAAGUCGGCCGAGGAAGCGUUGAGAUCUUUGUCUGGCUGGACGGAGUUAUGUGAGGCCGUGCCGAUAGAGGUACGUUUCCUCUGCAGCGUUGGAGAUAGUUUGGUGGCGAUGGCUUUCGGGUCCUGGCAGGAGGCUGACAUGGAGAAGAAACUACAGGGCUUGGACUGGGAGGUGACGUUCGAUGCCCAAGGAGUACCGCAGCUCCCGGUGGAGACCUUGUUGGCCUUCGCCCAGCAGGUGCGGCCUGAGCUUUUGGAACGUUGGCUGCCGAGAGGGCCGACGUCUCACGACCAGUAUCGGGUCAUCGGGUCCAAUGCCGAGAAGACGAAAUCGCGGUAUGCGUUUGCCGAUAUUCUCUACUUGUUCGACAUGGAUGCAGAAAAUGCAUCUCACUGUGAGAUCGUCCGCAACCUCAUCCGAGACACGGAAGAACGGCGCAAGGUCUGUUUGAAACGUCCGAGCGAUGCCCCGCUGGGUUUGAUAGUGGCAGAACCUAAGGAGAACCAAGCCCUGCUUGUUCUCCAGCGGGAGUCAGACGUCAUUCAAACCUGGAACCGGCAGAACCCUCAUCUACAGAUUGAGGUUGGCCAAGGUAUUUGGGAAGUGAAUGGUCGGAGCGAUCCUUUUGAGAUGUAUGAGGAACUUCAGCAUGCCGAAACGCUUCAGAUCAUGCUGAAGCUGAAGUUGACAGAGGCUGAAGAAUGUCACUUGGAAGAGUCUUUGUCAAAGUUCCGCAUCCAGAGAUAUCGUCCCAUGCUACGCAGCAGCAUCAUCAAAGAGGUGGAAACUUGCUCGAUUUGCUACGAGGACAUGAAGUCUGCGCAAAAGCGUCACCAGUAA
Cladocopium goreaui is the source of this 1669-nucleotide messenger RNA. Lineage: Eukaryota; Dinophyceae; Suessiales; Symbiodiniaceae. The record is from the annotation of a GenBank genome assembly.